AUGAGACAUGUGACCCUAUAUGUGGGUCCUGUCAUACAGUGUUACAACUGCUUGAGGUAUGGCCAUACCAAGGUUAACUGCAGUAACCCUGUUGACCCCAAACGCUGUAGAAAUUGUGCGAGUAAUCACAAUGAGGGUGAGUGCCCUGAUCCUAACAACCCGAAAUGUGUCUUCUGUUCUGGAAAACAUGCAUCAACGGAUCGUAAUUGUCCUGAGUUCCUACGUCAGAAGAAAAUCAAUAAUUUAAUAGCUGUAGAAAAUAUAUCCUACUUUGAGGCUGUUAAACUCAUCCCCAAAACUUAUAAUGUAAACCUAUCGACUCAGGACAAUUAUUCCCCUUCCCAACAAUUACGCUCACAAUUGUUUCCUCAGCUCCCCUCUAGGGCUACUAAUACAAUAGAGGAUUCAACAAUUGUCUCUGUGCACAAUAGAAGAACUCUACUUAACUCUCGAUCAACUCUAGCUCCUUCCUAUUCAGCAGUCUUAGGUAAGAAAAGAAGGAAAAACCCACAGUCCCCAGGUUAUGAUCAUGACCUCCAUGAUUCCCAACUUUUAAACAUCUCCCUUCCUUUAUCGCCCAUCGUAGGCAACAAACAAUCUACCCAAUCUGCUUAUGACUUUUCAUCAGAUACAACCCCAUUGGAUUCAGAUCCUUCUAUCUCAGAUAAUGAGAUCUUAAGUCUAAUUUCAAAGCGUCUUAUGGAUAAUAAAAGUUCAGAGUUAUUGAACAAUAUUGUUGAAUUAUUGAAAAACAUUAUACCCCAGUCCCCUGAAACUAAUAACAUCCCUUCCACUCCUUCAACUUCCCAGUGA
This is a messenger RNA of Harmonia axyridis, 813 nucleotides long. RefSeq lists its product as uncharacterized. Gene Ontology annotation, molecular function: nucleic acid binding; zinc ion binding. The transcript has a single exon. Bases 1 to 813 code for a protein of 270 amino acids. The record is from RefSeq and is a predicted model, not a curated record. NCBI's taxonomy places the organism in Eukaryota, Metazoa, Arthropoda, Insecta, Coleoptera, Coccinellidae.